Messenger RNA from Salmo salar (Atlantic salmon), 1638 nucleotides. Lineage: Eukaryota; Metazoa; Chordata; Actinopteri; Salmoniformes; Salmonidae. The record is from RefSeq and is a predicted model, not a curated record.
UUUGAAGUAUCAAACCAUUAAAGAGUGUCAGGUAGUCAAAUUAACUAACACGUUUGCAUAGUACUCAUAGCAAUCCCUCAUUGCCCAACCAGAAGAUGCUCCAUAGCAGGGUGCUCAUAUCAGAAUUCUUGAUCCAACAUCCUCUCACUCUGUAUCUCUUACAGUCAGUAGACAUGGAGGAUGGGAAGCCUGAUCUGCUGCUGGUCAAAGAGGAGACAAUAGAAGAUGGACCAGAGAGCAUUGACCUGCUGAGUGGACUAAAGAUGGGGGAGCAAGGUGGCUGGCUGGAGGCAAACAGAGGAGACUGGGCGGCCAUCUUGGAUUCCCAGACUUGUGCAGCCAAGGGCCCAGAGGAUGACAUCACUGAGCAGGCUGGGACCAGAAGCGACAUUGUGGAGGUCAGUGGAUGGGACCGUGUCCUCAACUCUGGGAUGGGGAACAACACUGUUAACCACAACCAGAAACAGACUGUCAAAUACAAAACAACAACCGAACUUAGUCUCCAUGGCAACAGACUGGCUGAGACCAGGGCGAGGUUUAGAUUUGGUCCGCGGGGACGAGGAAGUGUCCGUAUGCGGCAGGAGAGAACAGACACAGACUCUGCUAGUGAUGCUCCGUCCUGCUCCUAUAGUUGUGAUUCAGAGAGACUGAUGGCGCCUCAGGUUAACCCCCUAACAGGUGCUGCCUUCAGCCUGCCUUCUAUAGGAUCUAUCAACUGGAACAUGGACCCUGCGACAACACAGACAAUCCCUGGCCGUCCUCCUCAAACUCUCCUAAUGUUAAACCAGACCUCAGACAAUGCCAGUGCCUCAACAGUAAAUGGAUACACAAGCCCAUUGACAAAUGACAGUAGUAGUAACUCUAUCAGUAGAUCUGGUGGCAAAGAGAAGUGCUUCCCAUGUUCGUUCUGUUGGAAAGUCUUCAGUUUCCGCAAACAGAUGGAGAGCCAUCAGAGGAUGCACACGGGGGAGAAACCGUUUGGCUGCCACCUGUGUGAGAAGAGGUUCUCCCACCAGCACCACCUGAAGAGACACCAGAGGGUCCACACAGGGGAGAAACCCUACAGCUGCCCCCAGUGUGAGAAGAGGUUCUCCCACCAGCACCAUCUGAAGACGCACCUGAAGGUCCACACGGGAGAGAGACCAUUCACCUGUACGCACUGCGGGAAGAGGUUCUCAGAGAGGAGCUACCUCAGGAUACACCAGCAGAAAAUGCACAUGGGCCAUGUAUAGAGUAUAGUAACAUGUUAUGUAGUACUAGCUAGUUUGUUUGUAGUGAAUUCUAUUGGUUUUGGAUGUAUAGGGAACUGGAUGAGGUGAACUGAAGAAAGAAUGAGUUUGAUGAGGCAGAGUAAAUCAUAUGGUGAUGGUUGGUGUGAUGGUGUCUGUAAAAAUGCUUUACUUAUGAAGAGUGACAACCUUAACCUUGUCCUGUUGUUUGAUGCUGGUGUUUUAUAAUGAAGAAAUGAUAUGCCUUAGUUCAUGUUUACUUGACAUGAAGUAGAGAAGCUGUGUGUAAUGUUAUGUUGAACCUUUUCCAAGGCAUUCUAAAAUUAAUUUUAUUAAAGCGAGGGUAGCAGAUAAAAGUUAUUUUACUUGUCACAUGUAUAAUUGUGUGCAAUAAAAGUACUGUACUUAA